Messenger RNA from Asparagus officinalis (garden asparagus), 2101 nucleotides. RefSeq names its product protein NRT1/ PTR FAMILY 2.11-like. Gene Ontology annotation, biological process: transmembrane transport. The transcript has 4 exons. Gene Ontology annotation, cellular component: plasma membrane. Lineage: Eukaryota; Viridiplantae; Streptophyta; Magnoliopsida; Asparagales; Asparagaceae. The coding region runs from base 146 to 1897 and encodes 583 amino acids. The record is from RefSeq and is a predicted model, not a curated record. Gene Ontology annotation, molecular function: transmembrane transporter activity.
GGAUUCAAAAUCUCAACUGGCCACUCGACUCCUUAUUAAUACAAGAUGCUCUAGGCACUCACCCUUCAACAAAGAUGUACACGUCCUACUUCACGUAAAUAAACAAGCAGAGAGCAUCUUCCAAAUUAAGGAGGAGGAGAAAAAAAUGACAGAGAAGACUGAAGCAGAGAAGACGCAAAUCAUGAAGGAAGAAGUCGAAGAGCCAUCCAUCAAAUACAGGGGCUGGAAAGCCAUGCCGUACGUUAUAGGAAACGAGACGUUUGAGAAGCUGGGGACGCUGGGGACGUCGUCGAACCUGCUGGUGUACCUCACGACGGUGUUUCAUAUGCAGAGCGUGACCGCGACGACGCUGCUCCAGGUUUUCAACGGGACUACUAACUUGGCACCGGUUUUCGGGGCGUUCCUAUCUGACACGUUCUUCGGGCGAUAUUGGACCCUGGGGGUUGCCUCAGUGUCGUCUCUCUUGGGAAUGCUCAUUCUCACUCUCACUGCGGCAAUAUCGUCACUCCAUCCUCCACAAUGCCAUAAUGGUCAACAUUGCCUCACCCCAACACGCACCCAACUAGCCGUCAUCCUCUCCUCCUUCCUCUUCCUAAUCAUCGGCGCUGGUGGCAUCCGACCCUGCAACCUCGCCUUCGGCGCCGACCAAUUCGAUCCCAAAACCGACUCCGGUCGAAAAGGCAUCGCCAGCUUCUUCAACUGGUAUUACUUCACCUUCACCUUCGCCAUGAUGAUCUCUGCCACAGUGAUAAUCUAUGUUCAGACUGAUGUUAGUUGGACAUUGGGGUUGGCGAUUCCGACUGUGCUCAUGUUCUUUUCUUGCGCGGUGUUUUUCGUCGGGACGAGGAUUUAUGUCAGGGUGAAGCCCGAGGGGAGUCCGUUUACCAGCAUUGCGCAGGUUUUUGUUGCUGCUAUUAGGAAAAGGAGAUUGGCAUAUCCUGAUGAUCCGCGGGGCUCGCUCUUUAAUCCUCCAUGCAAGAAUUCUCUCAAUUCCAAGCUUCCGAAAACUGACCAGUUCAGGUUUAUAGAAAAGGCCGCAAUCCUAGCAACAACAGACGAACUCAACCCCGACGGCUCUGCCACUAAUCCCUGGCUCCUAUGCACUUUACAACAAGUCGAAGAAGUAAAAUGCCUCCUAAGAAUCAUGCCCAUUUGGUCCGCAGGCAUUCUCUACUCUGUUGCAACUUUCACAAACUCGUCCUACGUUGUCUUCUCAGCUCUCCAAUCCAACAGACAUAUUUUCAAUACCAGCUUUGAAAUCCCAGCUGGUUCGUUCACCGUAUUCUCCAUGCUCGCUCUCUCAAUCUGGAUACCAAUUUAUGACCAAAUCAUAGUUCCAAAACUCCAGAGAGUCACCAAGAAAGGAGGCGGCAUCACAUUGCUACAGAGAAUUGGGGUCGGUAUACUUAUGUCAAUCAUAGGUAUGAUUGUCGCUGCAUUGGUCGAACAGAGAAGGAGGAGUUUCGCCAAUUCAAGAAUAAGUGGAGAUAUUUCGUCUAUGUCGAGCCUUUGGUUGGUUCCUCAGCUUACAAUUAUAGGAAUUUCAGAAGGGUUUAGUAUGAUUGGUCAGGUUGAGUUCUAUUAUAAGCAGUUUCCUGAAAAUAUGAGAAGUGGAGCGGGUUCUUUGGUGUUUUUGGGCGGCGCUGCGGGGAAUUAUUUGAGUGGUUUGAUUAUUACAGUGAUUCAUAGAGCAACUGGAGGAGAUGGGAAGAGGAAUUGGUUGGAUGAGGAUUUGAAUAAAGGGAGAUUGGAUUACUUUUAUUUCUUGAUUGCGGUUAUUGGAGGGAUGAACUUCAUGUAUUUCAUCGCUUGUGCUAGGUGGUAUAGGUAUAAAAAUUCGGAUACCGAGAUGGAGAUUUCUUUGGAGGAGAAGAAAACCAAUGAUGCAUUGGUUUGAGGUAAAUUGUCAUGGAAAUUUGAAGAUUUCUAAUGGAGAAUGACGUAGAACUAUUACAAACAUAUGCUAUUGUGUAACUGCAAAAGUUGAUGGUAGUAGUAUAUUCAGGAUCUCUUGGCAGCGGUAUACAAUUUUACUGCACCAAGAGAGUUGUAACAGUUAUUUUAGUGAGCACCAAUAAAUCUAAAAUAAUUGUUACCAAUA